UUUGCCUCCGGACCUCACUGGGGCCAGCAGCCGCCCGAUCAGGGGCCCGGGGCCACGGGCUCAGCCGACGACCAUGGGCUCGGUGUCCAACCAGCAGUUUGCAGGUGGGUGCACCAAGGCGGCGGAGAAGGCGCCGGAGGAGGCGCCGGCGGAUGCAGCCCGUGCGGCGGACGAGCCGCAGCUGCUGCACGGUGCCGGCAUCUGUAAGUGGUUCAACGUGCGCAUGGGGUUCGGCUUCCUGUCCAUGACCGCCCGCGCUGGGGUCGCGCUCGACCCCCCGGUGGACGUCUUUGUGCACCAGAGUAAGCUGCACAUGGAGGGUUUCCGGAGCCUGAAGGAGGGUGAGGCAGUGGAGUUCACCUUUAAAAAGUCUGCCAAGGGCCUGGAAUCCAUCCGCGUCACUGGGCCUGGUGGGGUGUUCUGUAUUGGGAGUGAGAGGCGGCCCAAGGGGAAGAACAUGCAGAAGCGCAGAUCCAAAGGAGACAGGUGCUAUAACUGUGGUGGUCUAGACCAUCAUGCCAAGGAAUGCAAGCUGCCACCCCAGCCUAAGAAGUGCCACUUCUGCCAAAGCAUUAACCAUAUGGUGGCCUCAUGUCCACUUAAGGCCCAGCAAGCUCCCAGCUCCCAGGGAAAGCCAGCCUACUUCCAGGAGGAGGAAGAGGAGAUCAACAGCCCCGCCCUGCUUCCGGAGGCCCAAAAUUGAGCGCAGUGGGUGGGGGAAUAUUCUUUGCUAUCAGGAAGUUCAAGGAGCAGGCAUCAAUCGGCAGAGUGGAGAAAGUGGGGAUAGGGUGGGUCGGGGUAGCUGGCACUGCCGGGUAUCUCAGGCCGGGGUUCCCAGCAUCACCCCGUCUUCCCUCGGUGGGGGGAAGGGAUGAGACAAAGGAACUCCAACCAUGCUCUAGCCAAGUAAAAGUGAGGGCGCUGGGGGAACCACCCUAGAACCUGCGUGCUUUAUCUGAGGCUUUACCCCAAAAAGAAAAGGGAAGUUGUUUUCCUUUUAAAGAAGGAUACGUAAUAUUUCCCUUGCCAGGGUGAGAUGAUUAAGCAUGAGACCAGAUGAAUGGACCUAACCCACCAGCUACUACUACAUUACGUGGGAGGGAAUCUCAGGAGCAACGCGGGGGUUUUUUAGUAUCUUUUUCCCUCGUAACCCAAUCUUGGGAUGUGGUGCUGGGAACUGUUCCAAGCAAUGGGUUGUAGCGACAGGGAAAAAGGGCGGUUGGGAGAACAGCUGCAGACCUGCUGCUCCUGACUCACUCCCACCCCUUUCUGGGCCAAUGCGAUUUUAUUUAUUUGCUCCUUUGGGUAACUGCACCUUGGGUCCCACUUUCUCCAGGAUGCCAACUGCACUGUGUGCGAAUGACGUAUCUUGUGCAUUUAACUUUUUUUUUUCGUAAUAUAAAUAUUCUGGCUUUGUAUUUUUGUAUAUUUUAAUCUAAGGCCCUCAUUCCUGCACUGUGUUCUCAGGUACAUGAGCAAUCUCAGGGAUAAGUCGGCAGCAGCUCCAGGUCUGCACAGCAGGAAUACUUUUUGUUUUUAUCACUAUGGAGAGCAAACAUUGGGAGUGCAUAUCCUAUCGAAGUGAACUACCUCAUUUCUGCCAAUUAGAGCCGAGUCUUCUGCCAUAGUACCCUCUUGAAACCCCCUCCACCUUAAAAAUGUUUGCUAGGAGACUAGGUCUUAAAGGGGUUGCCCCGCGACUUGAUCUGCGACUGGAAGAUUGUUAGUCUACACAGGAAAAGGUGGUGCAGAGAAGUUAGGAGAGGCUGGGCCACGUAAAAGGCCCAGAGAGGAAGCCGAGGUUAGGUGAUGUGAUGGUUGUUGUCUAAUCCUAGGGGCAUGGGGCUUGCUUUACACAUCUGAUCCAUCCUUCACUAGAUAGAUAAGCCUAGCUUGACAAUGCACAACAGGGUGUAUGUGUGUGUGUUUGUGUAAAAAAAAAAAAAAAAUUGAGUUGCUAAGGCUGGGUUUUAAGAUCGAUACCCUGUGCCCAUUCUCUGCUGUGCGGGAAUGGCUGUAUGAAGCAAGGACUAAAAUUCUGAACCAUUCAACAUUCUUGGCUUCCAGGGAGACCCGGGAGAGAGGGCCUCUUCGGGGUGCCAGGAACCAGUGUCCUGCCCUGCUGCAGUAGAGAUGAGUAGUGUCUUGGUAGCUAAAAAAGAAAAGGGGGGUUUCGUUUACAUGCUGUGAGAUCACUGCAGACCUACCUCACUGUGUUGAGACGGGACAAAUGCAAUAGAACGCAUUGGGUAGUGUGUGUCUGAUCCUGGUUUCUUAUCUCCCCCGAAUGCUGCCCCCCUCUUAAUUAUUAUAUUUGUCUGGGCUUUGUAGGACUUUUGCUGAGUCUCUGAGUUGGUGAUUGCUAGGUGGCUUAGUUUGUGUAAAUAUAAUGUGUUGGUCUUUUCUCCAUGUUCUUUUGGGGUUUUAUUGUUUACAAAAUUCUUUUUGUAUUGAGAGAAAAAUAGCCAAAGCAUCUUUGACAGAAGGUUCUGCACCAGGCAAAAGGAUCUGAAACAUAAGCUGGGGGGAGGCUCUUUUUGAAGUGGGGAUCUUGAACCAUCUUUGCUUUUGUGGUCCCCUUUCCCGUGUUUCCUAUUUGGGACCAUCUGUCCUAAAAACUUGACUCCUACCGCCUUCUCCCCCUAAAGAAAAUCUGCACACUCACACACACACCUGUUUAAUUCUUGCAGUAUCUCUGCAACUCUCAAAUGACUUCUGUAGAAAUCCUGAAGGAGCAAGGAUCCCCUACCCCUUGUUCCCAACCUCCCAAGUCAAGACUGUAAGUUCGUGCAAUUCAUGCCAAACACCUGCCGUUUGGAUGGAUCAAAGCUACUCAAUUUGUAAUCCUAGAAAAGCAAGUGGGGUCAGGAGACCAGAAAAGGGAGUAUGAAUGUAUAUUCAAGUCACUCAGGAACUUUUAUGCAGGUGUAAGAAACUUAUGUCAAAGUGGCCUCAAGAUUGUUUAAUAGGAGACAGACGAAUGUAACUCCAUGUUUACUGCUAGAAACCAAAGCUUUGUGUGAAAUCUUGAAUUUAUGGAGAGGGUUGGAGGGGGGAGGGUGGGAAAGUAUAUACCUGUCUGUUCUUUCCCUGAACCCUUCACAUCAUUCCUGAACUGCCCAGGACCAAGCCCCCUUGGGCUUUGGAGGCCCCAUCACUGGGGUGUCUAUUUGAUGGUUGAUUUUGCUGUACCCCGGUAUACUUCCUUUUCCUAUUUUCUAAUCAUUUUGUAACACGUGUGCUGACUUUUCCUUCCCUUCUCCU
Chinchilla lanigera (long-tailed chinchilla) is the source of this 3264-nucleotide messenger RNA. RefSeq names its product lin-28 homolog A (C. elegans) (gene Lin28a). Bases 74 to 703 code for a protein of 209 amino acids. Gene Ontology annotation, molecular function: zinc ion binding; nucleic acid binding. Lineage: Eukaryota; Metazoa; Chordata; Mammalia; Rodentia; Chinchillidae. The record is from RefSeq and is a predicted model, not a curated record. The transcript has 4 exons.